Molecule: messenger RNA, 4790 nt
Organism: Centropristis striata (black sea bass)
Lineage: Eukaryota; Metazoa; Chordata; Actinopteri; Perciformes; Serranidae
Gene: ccnjl
Product: cyclin J-like
Exons: 6
Coding region: 301-1572 (423 amino acids)
Biological process (GO): regulation of cyclin-dependent protein serine/threonine kinase activity; mitotic cell cycle phase transition
Cellular component (GO): cyclin-dependent protein kinase holoenzyme complex; cytoplasm; nucleus
Molecular function (GO): cyclin-dependent protein serine/threonine kinase regulator activity
Source: RefSeq, a predicted model, not a curated record
CGUUGGACGUUACUUUGUUACAGCGGAGCUACCGGGAGAAAACGGAGGAGCAAAACCUCUCGGAAAGUGUAAACAGUUCGGAGAAAACGGCGUAACCAGUCGCCUGUUGCCGGGAUUUGGCGGUGGCAGCUCUUGUGUGAACUUACUAUCGGAUUUGAACGUUGUCUUUCCGGCGAAAAAAAGAGGUCUUUCUGAAAGUUGAGCCGAAGAGGAGUUGAGGAUGUCGGGCUGAGACAAAGGGGUCUGGGGGGCAUUCCCGUCGGAGCGCAGGUAAAACUUGAUUCUUGAAGUCUCCUCUGGAUGGGAAAGAUGGAGAGGGAGUUGCAAUGGUGGAAAGGACAGCUAGCUGCAGAUAUCCAUCAAUCGCUCCGUAUCAAGGAGCUGAAGCUACCGGUCUACCGAGCCCACUCUCCACAGAUUGGCAUGAGGAGGUACUUUGCAGACUUGUUGGCCAUCCUGAGUAAUCGCUACCAGCUAUGUCCUACAGCCCGUCACCUCGCCGUCUACCUGCUGGACUUGUUCAUGGACCACUACGAUGUUGCAGUCAAGCAGCUCUAUGUCAUCGCCCUCUCCUGUCUGCUCCUAGCUAGUAAAUUUGAGGAAAAGGAGGACCGUGUGCCCAAACUAGAGCAGCUGAACUCUCUGGGCUUUAUGUGCAGCUUGAACCUGGUUCUCAACAAGAAGGAUCUGAUCAAAAUGGAGCUUUUGCUGCUUGAGACCUUUGGCUGGAAUCUGUGCAUGCCCACACCCGCCCACUUUAUUGACUACUACCUCCAUGCCUCAGUGCAGGAGGGCGACCUAUACAAUGGCUGGCCCCUCUCCUCCCUCUCCAAGACCAAGGCUUUCAUGGACAAAUACACUCACUACUUUCUGGAAGUCUCACUGCAAGACCACGCCUUCCUGAGUUUCCGACCAUCCCAGGUUGCUGCUGCAUGUGUGGCAGCGUCUCGUAUUUGCCUUCAGAUUUCUCCAAGCUGGACGACCGCUCUGCAUCUACUUACAGGCUACACCUGGGACCACCUCACCCAGUGCAUUGAGCUCAUGCUGCUUGCUCAUGACAAUGAUGUUAAGGAGGCCAACAAGACCAAAUCCACUCCGCCUCACCGGCCCUCCUCUUUGCAGUCCCAGCCCCAGACCUCCCACCUCUCUCCAGUGUCAGCCAUCCAGAGACCAGCCUCCUCCUCCUCCUCCACUUCCUCCACACCACAGCUGCUCUUUCAGGCGGACAGCUUCCCACACCUUUCUCAGCAUUCCCCGUCCCUCUCCCAGCUGCAGGCGCUAGCUGACUCCCAGGCUUUGGGGCCUGUGGUGAACAUGUCUCAGGACUUCCUUCAGAGCCACAGGAUGGGUCUCCUUACUGGGGCUUCUUCCAUGACUGCUGGGGGUGGGUUCCCCUCAUAUCCAAGCCUGACCUCUGGUCUCCAGCCUGGGGCACGCGCACUGCCGCUGCAGGGCCCAAUUUCUGUGCAGAUGGCCCUCGCUGGAGAGCCUCGCCACUGUCUGAGUAUGGCCUACAGCGGGGGCUACCUGGGGGCUCAUCACACUUUUACAGCGGGCUGCUUUGAUAGGUGACGCCAGGAGACGGAGAGGGAGCACAAACCCCUGCGGGAGUGCACUACUAUGCUUCCGACCCAAUUCCCUACCCCAAAAUAUCCUUUCACAGACCUCCUCUCUCUCUCCGUCAGCUCUGCAACACCUUCAGCUUGUCCGACUCCCCCGUCCUUCACACAAAGACGCCUCAAACGCAAGCAGAGGGCCAAAGGCAAGACGGACCCGGUGGAAGUCAUCACACUGACGUGACAAAUGCUCCACCACCUUGAAAUACUGAGGCAUAGCAAAAAUGUUAAUGCCAUAUUCUGAACUGGUUUUUAUAAAUCUGCGUUAUUAUGAGACUGUCAUCACUGUGAAUGAGAUGAAAGCAGCAGUGUGAUCUAACACCCACCUCAUUCAGUGCCUGUUCUCAGUCGUGUGAUAGCUGAGCCAAUUUUAGAAGUGCACAGAACAUAAAAUAUCUGUAACAAGGAUAUCUCGCUGCUUGACAUAAUUUUUUUUUUCUAAUUUCUAAUCCCAAAUAUUGAACACAAAUUGUCAGGUGUCUUUUUCUUGAGCCACCAUUUGAGAGACAAAGAAAAAAAUGGAGGCUUGUUGCUGACUGCGUUUGUAUCUUCUGACUGUCAGCGGACAUUGAUCUAACUCCUGUAGUCUCUGUUGAAGCUAAAGGGCCCCUCUGGGAAUUCCUCAUCACACAAGCUCUCCGAGGGGACGAAGAAUUCACUGUUUUGAGCACAGCAGGUUAAGUCCGCAGCUGGAACACGCCAGCAGUGAUUUUUUUUUUCUUUCCUCCUCUCUCUGUCCUUGUCAUCUCUUCCCUCCCAUCUCCAAAGUCGAGCCUCGUGGCAGAGCCGUUACACACUCGGGUGAAAAUGUGUCUCUCUGGUGGCUUUGUCGUACUAAAGUUUUAAUUUCAGUGUCUCCGGCACCACUCAAAGAAUUUAACACAAACUGAUGUGACUGGACCAGCAUGGUGAAGGAGACGUGGAUGUUUUUAGUGUAUUGUACAUAUGAAUUGCUGCUGCCUUCUAAUGAACUGUCGGUUCUGUGUCUGUGUUAAUGACUCCAAUGUUUACAUGAACCACUAAUUAUCAGGGACUUGAACAAGAUUACUUGAAUAUGAUGCCAUUGAAACAUGCCAUAGCUUUUAUUUAUGACUCAUUUAUUUCAUUUUUUGUUUGAUAUAGUAUAGCUUUUUAUACCAACUUUUCUAAGUCACAAUUAUAGUUUUCUUUGUACCUGUUCAUAGAAACUGUUUAUUCAGGCUCAGGUUUCAAGGCUGAAUCGAGCAGCCUUCCCAUUACUCUGUGCUAUUAUGCUUUAAAGUGGAUGCUAUUGCAGCAUCUGUGGGGGCUGGAAUAUUCCCCUCCUUCAUCACUGGACCAUACUCUGCUGACAAGUCAGUAACUGAAUGCAUGAAACAGUCCUGGUACUGGAACAACCUCGUGGUCACUGGUUUCACAUAACAUCUGUGGGCAGUCGACGGUAAUUGCUUCCCAGACUUCUAAAGCUGCAAUCCCCAAUCUUCCACUUCCUGUUAACGUAUAAACACAUCCAGAUUCCCAGCGUCGGUCACAAGGGUUGCCCACUGGUUACCAUGGUGAUACCUUAAAUGUCUGCGGACCCCAAGUUCUGGGAUGUUGUUGACUGGACUGUGACUGUAUGAAUUAGAGGUAACACGGAUGAUUAUUUUCAUAAAUGGUUAAAGGUGGAGGCUGGGGUUGUAAUUUAUUACACUUUUUGUCAAAUUCAGUAUAAAUCUCCUCACGGUCCGCUAGCUGUUGGUCCUGUGUGUGAGCUAAAAAAACUUUGUGUUCAUACAGAGUCCUGGCUUCGUGAACUGAAAACAAACAGAGCGGGUCAGACCACACAACACUAUUCUGUUUGUGCUCGUGCACAGGAGGGGGAAAUGGCCAUGGAUGUAUUAAGAGAAAGUCAGCGAGAGGGAGCGUAACCCUGGAACAUGGUAACGUUCUAAUGAGCACUGACAGGAGGGUUGUCUUUGUUUGGGUCUUACGUUUUAAUAAAACAACCAAAAAAUACUAUCUUUCUCCAGAAUCACAGCCUCCAACUUUAGUCUGUUGAUUGUUUCCUUGAUUAAUCGUUCUGUCUAAAAAAUGACAGAAAUAAUUUCCCAAAGCUUAAUGUGAGAUAUUCAAAUGUCUCGUUUUAAUCCACCAGCAUCCAAAUCUAAAAAUAUUCAUUUCAGUAUCACUUAAAAAGAAAAUUAUCAGACUUUCAUCUGAGAAGCUGAGACCAGACAAUUUGGGGCAAUUUCGCUUGGGGAAAAAAAAAAAGAGAACUGAGAAAAUCUUUGUCAAUCUACUAAUCAGUUAAUCCACUAAUCCAUGCAGCUCUGUUUUGGACACAAACGUCAUCAAAUUCAAACUGUUUUUCUGUGGACAUUUGACAUCUUACCCUGUCGUGCCUUGUCCUCAGCAGCUGCAUGCUUGAGCUGUGAACCUUAAAUUCACAGUGAGACGUGCAUUUCACUACAUGAAGUCUUCUGAAACUGUCAUAAUCACGACUCAUCGUCCUUUACAACUAGACAUCUAUUUGUUUCCUCACCAGUGAAAAGGGCAUGUUGAUGUGCUUUUCUGUGAUAUGAUCUAUGAUACUAUGCCUUUUGUUUGACCAUUUUAUGUACAGUUUUAUUUUUUUUACAUUCCUUUUCAGUGUAUUUUAGUUAAAGCUUUUUGUGAUUCUCCUGAUGAACUAGAUUUUUUUUUAGAGUUCAGCUUGCUGUUUUUCUCAUAAUUCAUGAGCAACUUCUCACUGAGGUGUCAAAGGUGCAAUAUGUUGUUUUUCUGUUAAAACUGACCACAGCCAUCACUGUCUCGUGUACACCACUGGUUCAUCUUUUGUAACUUAUUUUUGAUAAUUGUGUGACUUGACUUGCUGUAGCUUGAUCUCCUCCUGUAGAGGGCAGUGGGCUCUGAACACAAUGAAUAUGUUGCAUAUUGCAGCCCCCUUCUUUUGAGUGAUAGAUGUUACUGAAUGCUUCUGUCUGUUAGCUAGAGAUGCAUUUUUCCCUCCUGUGAAAGGUGCUGCUGUCACUCACACCAAACAACACGUGUCUAAUGUGAUAGUGAUGAAACCACAAACACCACAAACUUCCAAUUUAUAUUUUUGUAUUAUUUUGUACCAAUUUGUAGUCUUGGUUUAUGUGAUGCUGAAUGAUGGAAGGAGUUCUUUUUAUCAUAAUGUGCCACAGAAAAUAAACACACAAGUGAACUGAG